GUUUCUGUUUCUAUCUAAAAACACGCCGAGUCAAACGAGUCACAGUUAGCGAGCUGAGUUGAACCAGGUGAUAUCUAAGAAGAGAUUAUCAAAGGAGAAGAUGAGUGAAAUUAUGAAGAAUCAAGGUUCACAAUGGUGGUGGCUUGACACACACACCAUCACUAGAAGAUCUCAAUGGCUUCAAUCCACACUCAAUGAACUGAACAAGAAGACACAGGCAAUGCUCAAAUUAAUUGAACAAGAUGCAGAUUCAUUCGCGCAACGCGCAGAGAUGUAUUACAAGAAGAGGCCAGAGCUUUUAAGCCUUGUUGAAGAUUUCUAUAAAACACAUCGCUUGUUAGCCGAGCGGUACGAUCAGGUCAGGCCAGACACUGGAGCUCGGCUACUGAAGGUUGGAGGGUCGCCUUUUGCCUCUCCAAGUUGUAAAUUACAGAAGGCAGUGAGUUUUGCAGAUAGUGGUUAUGAUGAUAGCAAUUCCGAGAGUUGUGAUGUAGAGGACGAGUUUAUGGAAUCCGAAGUUGAUGAUCCUGAGCACGAGGAUGAUGUUCGUUCUGUGGCAUCAAGCGAUAAAGUGAUGAUGAAGAUAAAGAAAGAAAUUCAGAACAAGGGUGAUAAGGAACAACUCAAGAAGAAAGAUUCCAUUUGUGAAGAAAUUGUGGUGUUGAAGGCAGAAAUCGAAAGACUCAAGGAAGAGAAUAAAGCACAGAAGGAUCAAAUUAGGCAGAAAGAUAUAAUCUGUGGUGAAGUAAUGAUGUUGAGGAGAGAAAACGAAAGAUUCAGAGAAGAGAAUCGAGUGCAGAAGGAAGAACUAAAGCAGAAAGGUAACUUGGUGUGCAAGGAAAAGAUUGAGAGACUUGAAGAAGAGAAUAGAGAACUUGUGGAGAAGCUUAAGCUGAAAGUUCCUGCCUGUGUUGAAUUAAUAGAGUUGAGAAAAGAAAUUAGAAAACUAAAAGAAGAGAAUAGAGCAAAGGAGGAUCAAAUCAACCAGAAAGAUUCCGUUUGUGCUGAAAUAACGGUGUUGAGGAAAGAAAUACAAAUUCUCAAAGAAGAGAAUAGAGCAAAGGAAGAUCAACUGAAGCAGAAAGAUAGCUUUCUUGACGAACUAAUGGUCUUGAGUAAAGGAUUUGGAGAAGAGAAUCGGUUGUUGAAGGAAAAACUCGAGCUGAAAGAUGCUAUGUGUGAUGAAGUUAUGGUGUUGAGGAAAGAAAUAGAAAGACUCAGAGAAGAUAAUAGAGAAAAGGAGGAUCAACUCAAGCAGAAAAGUAGCAUUUGUGAUGAAGUAAUGGUUCUGCAGAAAGAAAUUGAAGGGCUCAGAGAAGAGAAUAGAACAAAACAGGAUCAGCUGAAGUACAAAGAUGCAAUUUGUAUCAAAAUAAUGACUUUGAGUGAAGAAACAGAGAAACUCAGAGUAGAGAAUAUAGCUCUGAAGGAUCUGCUAAAGAAGAAAGAUAACAUCUAUGAUGAAGUAUCAGUGAUGCUGAGGGAAGAAAUUGAAGAACUUCAAAUAGAGAAUAAGACACAAAAGACUCAUUUGAAGCAGAAAGAUGAAGAGAAGAUGGGAGUGAUUAGGCACCUAAGUUUAGCAAUAGAUUUGCUUAAGCAAGAGAAUGUGAAGAUGAGAAGCUUCAUUUCCAAGGAACUUGAAAAGAAAUGGAACAACCCUUUUAAUAAAUUGUUCAAUAGAGCCUCUAAGAAUCAAACUAGUGUUAUGCCAAUUUAGAUCUGGUUCAAAAAAAGUUAGUAGGGAUCUUACAAAGAUGUCUAUAUAUUAUAAGAUUGGGAUUUACCCAAGUAGCAUAGAAAUAUGAUAAUAUAAUACAAUAUCAUCCUAGUAUAGUAUCUUAUAUAAUUAAAACUAUUUAUAUUUUUAGUAAGAUAUUUUAUAUUUU
This is a messenger RNA of Arachis duranensis, 1889 nucleotides long. Its product is annotated as protein NETWORKED 4B. Gene Ontology annotation, cellular component: vacuolar membrane. Gene Ontology annotation, molecular function: actin binding. The transcript is spliced from 3 exons. The record is from RefSeq and is a predicted model, not a curated record. Lineage: Eukaryota; Viridiplantae; Streptophyta; Magnoliopsida; Fabales; Fabaceae. Bases 101 to 1720 code for a protein of 539 amino acids.